ACCCAAACCUCUCUCUCUCUCUCUCUCUCUCUAGAUGUUCUAGCACCUCAUAUGCUCCCAAAUCUCACCUUCCUAGUCCCUCCCACCCACCUUCUCACACUCUCUCUCUUUCACUCUCUCUCUCUGUUUUCGCCGGAGGGACAUCUCACUUCUCUCUCUACCAUUCUCUUUCUCUAUCUACACUCUGCUGUUCUUCUUCUAGUAUAUUCAUCCAUUUCUUUAAAAUGUGGAAUCGUCCACAGACCCAUCAUGGGGUUUUGAGCUACACUGUGAUUUCUUGAUCUUUUUGCAGGUUUUGGCUAUGGAAAAUACUGAUUUGGCUUUUGGGUAAGUCUCUUUAUUGGGAAAAAAAAUGUGAGGUGAGUCCUCUAUCUCUGGUUUAUAUGUGCUUGUGUGAUAAUGGUGGCUGAUAUUUUUGAAGCAGCUUCAACAAACCCACAAAAUCUCAAAACUAGUUCACUAGAUGAGACCCAACAAAACCGUAGAAGGCCUCCAUUGUUGCCCUCAGAGAGAGACAAUGGUGUUGUUAAUCCCAAAAGACCCAAAGCAAGGCAAGUCCCUUCAAGGUAUAUGUCCCCUUCAUCUUCCAUUUCCACUGCCUCAUCAAUUUCUUCACAAUCUUGUACAUCUAGGAGGUGCCUAUCUCCUCUAGUUUCUAGAAAUUCGAUUCCGGUGUCGAAUUCAUCGUCUCCGGCGGCGGUGAAGCGGUCGGUAUCUGCUGGCCGGGGGCGGCCGAUACUUUCUCGAUCGCUUGCCCCGGAUCUCUAUUCGAAACCGAGGAAGGCGGGCGAAAUGUCGGCUGCUACGAAGCUUCUAGUCACUGCGACUAGGAGCUUAUCGGUUUCGUUUCAAGGGGAAGCUUUUUCGCUUCCGAUUAGUAAGACUAAGACCCCGAAUUCAAGCAAUGUGCGGAAGGGUACGCCGGAGAAGAGGAGGCCUAGUACUCCUUUGAGAGGGAAGGUUGAUUGUGGUGGAGAUCAGGUGGAGAAUUCAAAGCCAAUUGAUCAGCAUCGGUGGCCGGCUAGGACCCGGCAACCGAACCCAUUGUGGAGGAGUUUAGAUUGCAGUGAGGAUAAUAAUAAGAAGUUGAUUGGAUCUGGGAAUGUCAUUAGGGCAUUGAAGCAAUCUAUGGUUGAUGAGGGUAGGAGGGCUUCAUUUGAUGGUAGAUUAAGUCUUGAUUUGAGCAAUGCCGAGAUUUUGAAGGCAAUUCAACAGUGCCCAGAUGGAAACAACUCGGUGAAUGAGUCAUCUGUGCUGUCUGAUGUCACUGCAUCCGAUUCGGAUAGUGUUUCUUCUGGUAGUACUUCAGGAGUGCAAGAAAAUGGUGGGGUUGCGAGGGGACGAAGUGGGCCUCGUGGAAUUGUUGUUGCAGCGAGGUUUUGGCAAGAGACAAACAGUCGGUUGAGGAGGUUGCGCGAUCCGGGUUCAGCAUUGUCAACUAGUCCUGCUAAAAUGGCAGCCCCGCCAAAGUUUUCUCAAUUAAAAAAGUUCCCCAAUGAUGGCCCAUUGUCAUCUCCACAAACCAUAUCGUCUCCUGUUAGGGGGGGCAUUACGCCUGCAUUGCCAAGUAAGCUUAUGACAUCAAUGGGAUCAUCGCCGUCCAGGGGAAUGGUUAGCCCAGCUCGGGUCAGAAAUUCAGUUUCUGGAACCAUAAGUAGUAAUUUUGGUGAGACACCUUCGGUUCUCAGUUUUGCUGUUGAUGUUCGGAGGGGGAAGGGGGGGGAGAAUAGGAUUGUGGAUGCGCACUUUUUAAAGCUUUUGUACAAUCGGCACUUGCAAUGGCGAUUUUUAAAUGCUAGGACAGAAGCUUCCUUGUUGGUACAGAAACAUAGUGCAGAGAAAAAUCUGUGGAAUGCAUGGAUAACAAUCUCAGAUCUACGUGAUUCAGUCACCAAAAAAAGACACCGCUUACAAUUGCUGAGGCAGAAGUUGAAGCUAGCCUCCAUUCUCAAGGGACAAAUUACCAGUUUGGAAGAUUGGGCUUCUUUAGAUAAAGACCACUCUCUUUCUUUGCUCGGAGCAAUUGAAGCUUUGAAGGCUAGUACUCUUCGUCUUCCAGUUGUUGGAGGAGCAAUUGCAGAUGUCCAAAGUGUAAAGGAUGCUAUUUCCCUGUCAGCAGUUGAUGUUAUGCAGACAAUGGCAUCCUCAAUAUGCUUGCUUUUGUCCAAGGCAGAGGACGUGAAGUCUUUGGUCUCUGAACUCGCAAAAGUGAUUGCAAACGAGCAGGUUUUACUUGAACAAUGCAAAGAUUUCUUGUCCAUGUUAGCAGCCAUGCAGGUUAAGCACUGUAGUUUGAGAACGCAUAUAUUACAACUUAAUCGUGUACCAACAGACUGACAACAGCACACGCGUGUAUGUAGAACUGAUCUUAUUUGACCAUCUACUCUUAAAAGCUGACUUUAUAC
Camellia sinensis is the source of this 2405-nucleotide messenger RNA. Its product is annotated as QWRF motif-containing protein 2. Gene Ontology annotation, cellular component: nuclear microtubule; cytoplasm. Gene Ontology annotation, molecular function: microtubule binding. Lineage: Eukaryota; Viridiplantae; Streptophyta; Magnoliopsida; Ericales; Theaceae. The record is from RefSeq and is a predicted model, not a curated record. Gene Ontology annotation, biological process: spindle assembly.